This is a messenger RNA of Pelobates cultripes (western spadefoot toad), 297 nucleotides long. Lineage: Eukaryota; Metazoa; Chordata; Amphibia; Anura; Pelobatidae. The record is from the annotation of a GenBank genome assembly.
AUGGAGUCAAGCUCAGGCAUCGAGCGUAGUGGUGUUAUGGAGUCAAGCUCAGACACCGAGCGUAGUGGUGUUAUGGAGACAAGCUCAGGCACCGAGCGUAGUGGUGUUAUGGAGUCAAGCUCAGACACCGAUCGUAGUGGUGUUAUGGAGACAAGCUCAGGCACCGAGCGUAGUGGUGUUAUGGAGACAAGCUCAGGCACCAAGCGUAGUGGUGUUGUGGAGACAGGCUCAGUCACUGAGUGUAGUGGUGUUGUGGAGACAGGCUCAGGCCCUUUGAUUCAUUUAACCAACCGUUAA